UCGACAUAAGCCCACUCCGGUCGCACUAACCGAUUACAGCUGUGGCGUCCGUGUCAAUUUCACACAUUUUUAUUUUUCUCUGUUUCUUCGUGCGUUUGUCAAUUAUUAUAAUUAAAAUUCACAGUCGAUAUGGAGCCAAUGAACCUGGGCAGCCCGGUCAACAGUCCCGGCUCCAACCAGACCCAGUAUCUGCCACCUUUCCUGCUCGGCGAUCCGCAAGGUAUCACGCCGCACAAGAACACGCUGUCCCCGAAAACCGGGCGCUCUAAUAUCAGUUUCGCCACCUCGCCCGGCGGCAGCAGUCCACACGAGCUCAACCGCACCGCUCUGAGCACACGUACUCUGUUCGCCGCCCAAGGAGGCGGGUCGAUGGGUCCCAAUGUCUCGCACACGGUUGUGGGCUCCAACAGCUCAACGCCCGCGCACGGCCUGUCGCACAGCCACCACCAGACGGGGCCGCCCACCCAGGGACUCUUCGACUCGCUGCGCGAACAGUCCGUCACGCCGAAGAAGAAGAACCAUCUUGGCAUGCUGCAGUUUCAGUCGCCGAACCAGAGCUACCAAAGCAGCUAUCACACGAAUGACUCGUUCGCACCCAUCAAUGCCACCAAUGCCUCGAUGCGGGCACUGUGCUCGCCACUGGGAGCCACUGCCUUGCCAGCUGGAGGCCUGAGUACAUCCAUGACGCCGGGCGGCAGUUCGCGCAUAUCCGACUUAUGGGUUACCAUCUUCGGGUUUCCGCCGGGGGCCAACUCCAUGGUGCUGCAGCACUUCACCGUCUGCGGCACCAUUGUGGACGUGGUUCAUGCCCCGCAGAAUGGCAACUGGAUGUAUGUGCGCUACUCCUCGCGCAUCGAGAGCGACAAGGCGCUGAACUACAAUGAAAAAGUCAUCGCCGGCAAUGUGAUGGUGGGCGUGUCGCGCUGCACGGAGCGCUCGGUGCUCGAUAAGGAGAACAUCGGCUUUGCGGCCAAUGCAGAGAUAGGAGAUCCCCCCGCCAGUCCGAGUGUGAUUCGACCCUUUUCCCAGCAGUCGUACAAGCUGGUCCGCAAAGAAGCCAUCAUAUCGCCGAAAAGCGAUGCGCCGCAGAAGAGCUCCGGUCUGGUGAACAAGGCCAUGGACCUGAUAUUCGGCUGGUAAGAAGGGCUGAUGGCAAAUCGGAUGGAUGGAUAGAUGGAGUUUCCGGCUACUUAUUUAAUAAUUCACUGCCUACAUCCAGCAUACAUACAUAUACAUACUUAUUAAAUGGAGAUAUAAUAGCAA
Messenger RNA from Drosophila mauritiana, 1263 nucleotides. It is a transcript of the gene Nup35, whose product is annotated as nucleoporin Nup35. Gene Ontology annotation, molecular function: structural constituent of nuclear pore; phospholipid binding; single-stranded DNA binding. The record is from RefSeq and is a predicted model, not a curated record. NCBI's taxonomy places the organism in Eukaryota, Metazoa, Arthropoda, Insecta, Diptera, Drosophilidae. The transcript is spliced from 2 exons. Gene Ontology annotation, biological process: regulation of DNA-templated transcription; NLS-bearing protein import into nucleus; nuclear pore organization. Gene Ontology annotation, cellular component: nuclear membrane; nuclear pore nuclear basket; nuclear pore central transport channel. Bases 130 to 1140 code for a protein of 336 amino acids.